ACACAGCCGGCCACUGCCUCCAUCAUCGGCCUCUUCCUUGAACGGAUGAGACUCCUGCUGCUUCUCCUUCUGUACCCUUCUUCUCAUCUCUAUUUCACACUUCCCCUUACCCUGACGCUGCGCCGUGCUCCCUAUUGAACUGCAGAAAUAUUCGUUAUUUCCCUCAUUAAACCACUCCUACUAACGGUAUUACGAACAACGGAAGCUUAUGAGAUUCGAAACGCCAAACAAAUUUCGCCUGCAUCAGCGACCGGAAGCCCUUAUCUUCUUUACCAGUCAUUUAUUAUUAUUAUAUACUAUCAAUACUAAUAUUCCACUAGCGAGAUUAAAAAUAUAUAUAUACCAUAAUUCCAGGUACUAUAAAAUUGUAUUUACCCCAAUGUCUCACCUAUCAUCUACGUAGCACGCGCACAAGAACGCCACGUUCACAGAAGACGAAGGACACCAGCGCGCGCUUUCGUGUUACGCUUUUUUCCCCUGCCCACUUUCCUCGUAUCUCACUGCGCCGAGUGAAGUAGAGAAUUCUGUACUCCCGUUUCAAGCGAGAAGAAAUGGCCAACGUCGACUCGAGGUGUACGCAGAGCCAGGACGAAGGCGCAGAUGCACCCGCCCUUGCCGAAUCACCGCGUCGGGCGUCGUCUUCAUACACGCUUCGCUCCUUCAGCACCGCGCUCGACGACUACCAGGAGUGCCGGAGCCUGUCGCACCUGGGCAUCCUGAUGCCGAUCUACCUGAUUCCGCUGCUUUUCCUAGGGAUGAAGAUUGGCGGCAGCCUCUACUGCCUGUUCCUUCCGCUCCUGCUUUGGGCAUUCAACUCGCUACCCAAACCAGGUGCGGCGUUGAUACAUCUGGUCACCGUGCCGCUUAUGGGACUCAUGGAAGCGGAACAGGUCGCCCGCCAAUACCUGACAGUGGACGCCCUCGUCCUGGCCCUAGUGUUCUUCCUGGUCGUGAUUGUCGAUCGCUGGAGCGAGCUGGCGCUGUGCCUGGCGAACGGCAUCUGCGAGCGAUUCGGACUGCGCCGCGGCAAGCUGUUCGUGGUCGCCUGCCUGUGCAGCUUCGCGUGUGCGUCGCUCCUUUCCGGCAUAGUGGUGUCGACCACGCUGCUCUACCUCCUGGACCGUGUGCUGUCCGUCAUCUUCAAAGAGAACAUGGACCGGCCCCCGGAGCUGCUCCGCCGUGGCUCGCAGCUUGGCUCGCAGCAUGAUUCGAGCUCGGUGCGCUCCAUGAUCCCUUCGGACCAGGUGCUGUUCGACCGGCUCUCGCAGGUCGUGCUUACCAUGGAGAAGCCGGAGAACACGAAAAGUGGCUUCGCCAGGAAACAGAGGGGCACCGGAGGCAAUGGCGACAAGACGGGGACCACUUCUCGGCCACAGACCGGACACGGGAGCAGCGCCGCACCGGCGACGGAUGACGCGCCCCAAGUUCAGGAAAAAACUGGGCCGAGGCGCCGUUUCAGCCUAUGGCGCCAGCUCUGGUCCAACAGGCCGUCCAUAGACUCGCAGGAGCCCAUGCACGUGCUGACGAAGGUUCCGGGAACGUUCAGCGAAAUCCAGCCAACCGGGGAGCAUACUAUAGCAGAUGGUUCGGUCAAGCCAGCUGGAACGACUACUUCGAAAUUUGGGUCAUCUUCGGCAAAACAUGAUAGUGCCGCGUCCUUCGUCCAAGCAUCUCAAGCGCCUUGCGAUCCUGGCCUUGUUCGAAUAGACGUUGCAGACGGAAGAGGAUCCACCAACCCUACUACACCGUCCACUACUGUCAAGCAGAGUGGGCCACUUGGACAUCCCAAAGACCCGAGACCAGAUCCCUCACAGCGCCAUGCUUCCUCAGUACCGAUAUCUGAAUGUGAAGAAGUAAAGCAAAAUGCCUCGGUAUCGCAAGCAGAGAGCUCUUCCAAAAGAGGGCAACAACGGAUGAGACGACGAGGCACAUUUAGCUUCCUGUUCAGGAGAAGUGGCUCUCCUAUACGCGGGAGCAGCAAGGGUGAAGAAGGUGGCACGCCUUCACCGAACAGCAUCUCUUCUAGGCUCUUUCGCAACCUGGGGCUCAUCGCCAGCAAGCUGAUCAUAAGGCGAAUCUCUGUGGUUCAACAGAAGCAGGGCGACGAAGACGCUGGCCUUGCAGAUCGAAUCCUUGACCCAGGUUCACCCUCAAGCAGGACAAAAACAUCACUUAACCCAGCACCCGUGAUCCGUUCCAUGCAGAAAUACCCGGAUGUUUCCCAAAAUUGUCUUGCCACUACUACAACGGAGCAUACCGGCUCCACGAGCAAUUACACUGCGAUUGUAGCCACCACCGAUGCCAGAGAUACCAACCUUGCACACCUUCCUUCGAAUACUCCUGUUGCAAAUACGUCUUCAAACCUCGGCGUGCAUAAUGCAUCGGUCCCGUACGAGUCGGAUUCGGUUCGUCGAACCAAACUUUUUGACCAGGAGUUGUCUUCGCAUUGUCAUACACCAGAACACCGCAAGAAAUUAUCCAGUGCUGGCCUUCCUAAGGCCAAAUAUGACGUAGGAAUGCGCCCCGUCAACAAACUGGACCAGAUGGUGGACCAACCACAUGAGAAGCCAACUUACGAGAAAGCGAGUAGGGAGUGUCGCGACGAGAGUGACACGGUUGCUACAGUUAUCACCGCCAACACGCAGGAAGAUGCCGCAAAGCGCCGCAAGAGUAAGACCCGUGGUGACAAAUCAGUCAAGAAAAGUGAGUCCAGAGAGCGUUCACAUAUGGACAACUCCAUUGUCCGAAAGAAACGCAAACGCUCUCGAAAAGAAAGCAAGGACUCUGCAGCAAGUCCGUCCCGCUGCUACAAUCUACGUCCUACAAGCACAGCGUGCAAGCCACCACAGCGACCGCAAGGUGUUAUUGUUCCAUGGUGUGAAGAACAGCCAGAGAAGAAAGGCUCAGGUGGCGACCGUGCCACAAACGAAGUGAGGAGUAGUGGUAUUCAAACUCUCGAAACAAUGCUGACCGCGAAGGACCACCAGAUCGAUGUCAAUGGUCUCCAUUGUCCUCCCUGUGCUGCAGCAGUUGAAACCAUGCAACAGCUAGAUGACGGGAGAAGCAAUGAUGCCCGUCUUACCAUACCCGACGCUGAUGAUGUGAACAAGGAGCCCCCAACGCAAACGGACUCCGGAAAGACCGAAAACGCGGUAACGUCGCAUACCAAGUCAAAGCGCGAGUCUUUUUCACGAUCCAAAUCCCGUGACGAGAAACGCAGGUCAAAGCUUGCCGUUGGAAGCCACCACGGCUCAAAUGUACCAGCAGCCAAAGAUCAUGCUAAGAAAACUAGGAAGCUUGCCUCGAUCGAUGGCACUCACAAGGAAAAGCAAGACGGCAAACGAAGAUCUCAAGAACACACGCGUAUCAAGCUGGCCAAAACAGAAUCGGGGCAAGUGUUGCAGCAACCUAAAGCCGCGGAGACCCAUGUGAACGGGACUGCGCACGAAAAUAGGAACGCACUUGAAGCUCACAAAUCGACUGGGCCAAAGAAACAAGCCACUGCCAAAGACAUCAGCUCCAUUCAGGAUUCCCCAUCUGCGCAGAGCCGAUUACCAUCAAGUCAUCAGCCGCAUCCUGCGCCUAGCACCAAUGGUCUUCCGAUUGGUAGCGCUGGAAACAAGUCGGUAGCAAGCACGCAACCAGCCAGGCGGAAGCAGUCUGUCGUGUCUUUCGGGGCCGAUGUGAAGGAACUGAUGCUGGAAGCAGAGCGGCCCCAGUGUCUCCCAGAAGUGCCCCCGGCCCUAGCGCAUCUAAAGGAAAUGGAUCCUACAGGCUCGUGGCAGAGGCGCCGGUCGACCAUGCCGAGGACUUCCAGCUCUAUGGCUGUACUACGACGGGCAUCCUCGGCUGACAUCGGUGACACACGAUACGUACCCAACGGACCAGUCGAUAUCCAUCCCAGUGUUGCGCAUUCACGCCUGCAAACCACUUGCAGCCGCUCCUCUCGGCGCUCGACAGGCAGCAUGGCGACGAUACUUGACACUGACGCACGUGAACAGAGCCGGCAGACUUUCACACUGCAACGCACAAGCCGCCUACGCAGCUUCGGUGCCGAGGAGACCCUCUCCCGCAGCGCAGACUACCGUGCGUCGAUGUUCGGGAGCCAGCUAGCAACCCAGUACAUGACGGCGGUUAGAAAAAAGAAAGUAAGGAGCGUCCGCACAGACGUACACAACGCCUUCCUGCUGGGCCCGUCGCUCAUGACCGUGCUGGGUAACAUCUGCAGCUUCCACGAGGGUGGCAACAAGGGAGCACUGAGAGUCGCCUGUCACGUGGUUGAAGAGACUUCCCAGCCUCCAGUGAACACCUUCGUGUGGGCGAUCGUGACUCUGCCUGGAGCAGUUCUGGCGCUUGUAACGUGCACCACCGUCAUUUGGCUGCUCUACGUAAGGCCUCAUGAACCACCAUCCUUGUCACCGGAGAACGUGGCGGUCAUCAGAUCUGCUCAAGAGAGGAGCGCAAUCAGGGGAAAGCCAAAAGGUGUGGAGUUGGCAUGUGCCACGUACCUGGCCAUCAUUACGUUGUCGUACGCGCCUUCACUCGUGCUCGGUCUCGAACAGAGGAUGGCUGUGGUGGGCGCACUGGCUUCCAUGAUGCUAGUUACGAAUGUCCUGACAUCUUGCAUUCGAGCCGCCUUCGAGUUUCUGCGCCACGUCUGGGAGACCCUGCCCUGGGGAAUUCUGAUCCUACUAGGAGCGACUCAGGCGGCCUCGAGGCUGCUACAGACCCACGGUAUUCCAAUCGAGAUGUUUAAGUCGGUGUCUGUGGCGGCCUGGGAGGAGUGCAGCGUGCUGGAGGUGCAAGCCGUGCUGGCGUUCGUUGCGUCGGUUCUGGCUGAGACCGCCGACAAGCAGGUCAUCGUCGACAUCAUGGCGCCCAUGGUGCAAACCAUCGCCGAGCUGAAGCAGAUGUACCCGGCUUACUACGCUAUCCCAGUUAUAGUGGGCGCCUCCAGCAACUUUAUCAUGCCUGCGUCGCUGCCACUCGCCAUAUUGCACGAGCUUUCGAGGGUGUCCUUCUGGAAGCUGUUCCUCCUGGGUAUGUUCGCCAAGAUUGUGGUUAUGAGCAUGGUCAUUGUGGCCGUCAACGUGGUGGAGAGGGCCGGCUUCCUCGGUGGCCAGACGCCUGCUCAAUGAUACGACUCCCUCCGGGGCACUGGAAAUUGUUUUAUUCAGUUUGUGCUUUAUUUUUGGCGUAUAGCUUAGUUGUAUCACACGUUAAGCGAGGAGGACCCUCCCGUGGCUUUGAAAUAGUUAGAUACACAACUAUUUAGUCUCUUUGUUCCGUCAUUUCGGCUGAAAGCACUUUUACCAAGACUGCCGUUUUUUUUUUCGUCGAUGUUGAUGGAUGUAUUGAACGUUGUUUGGCGUCGUAACCCACAUGCGCUUGUUACCAAACCAGUGCCCGACCAAGUUAGAUAUGAAACGCCUCGCUUAUAUCUUUCACAGUUGUCGAGACAUCGCCUUGAACUCAACGUUAUUUUUUUUUACAACGAUGACUUGCCCGAAUACGCGCUUUUUUUCUAAAGAACGAACUGGCGCAUGCACAUUUUGCUGCGUAUAACAGUUUCUAUAGGCGCCGCGUCAUUUUUUGAAGUAGAACUGCAUUUUGAUUUACGCAUAAAACGAAUGUUACGCUACCUAAUCGAGAGUUCAAUGCCCGAAUGUUUGCAUAGAAGCUUCAUUCACUGACUACAGAUGACAUGGACACACCGACCAGAAAAGACUUUGGGGAUGGGUGUGUUGCAGCGUGAAGUCAUCUUUUACUUGCAAUGGAGAUAAAGCUUGCCGAGCAUGAAUUGGUCCCGUAAAUAGGGCGACGUUAAAAAUGCGCAAUCGUCUAUAAUUUUUCCAUCUGAUUGUUUUAAUUUGAGUACGUGUGCGUCAAUCUAUGUGUAUGAGCAUAGAUCUGCUCUAUUUGCUGUGCUUUUUUUUACCGCUCGCAGUUUUCUCUUUUGCUGUCUUGCCUCACUUGCGAAAGACUGCCGUCACAGGCGGCUUUUAUUUGCAUUCGUACGGCUGAGAAACAAGGACGCCACAUUAAGCAGCAGAUUUUCAAAGUCCUUCCAAAGGUAUCCUUAAGCUCAGCCAUACAUGCACGUGAUUUGUACGCCAGCUUCCGCGUAUAUAGCUUAUGUAGCGGACGGCACGCAAGUGCCCCAUCCGUGUAGUGGCAGCUGAAUAAAGCCUUCUCUUUGCG
Molecule: messenger RNA, 6201 nt
Organism: Dermacentor albipictus
Lineage: Eukaryota; Metazoa; Arthropoda; Arachnida; Ixodida; Ixodidae
Cellular component (GO): membrane
Source: RefSeq, a predicted model, not a curated record